This is a messenger RNA of Tachysurus vachellii, 3128 nucleotides long. It is a transcript of the gene egr2a, whose product is annotated as early growth response 2a. Lineage: Eukaryota; Metazoa; Chordata; Actinopteri; Siluriformes; Bagridae. The coding region runs from base 161 to 1312 and encodes 383 amino acids. The transcript has 2 exons. Gene Ontology annotation, biological process: regulation of transcription by RNA polymerase II. Gene Ontology annotation, molecular function: DNA-binding transcription factor activity, RNA polymerase II-specific; RNA polymerase II cis-regulatory region sequence-specific DNA binding. The record is from RefSeq and is a predicted model, not a curated record.
UGAAGGGUGCGAAUUAACAACAGAGAGCAGGACCUAUUUAAGAUAUCCAGUAAAUAAUGAAAAAAGAUUGUUAACGGUUUCUAUGGCCUAAAUUAUAAUGGCUGAUUAAAGCUGAACUUAAAAAAGUCAGUGCUUUUGAGCAACUUUGCAGUGGCUUAAAAUGACAGCUAACACUGUGGUCGGUGACUCGCUAAAUGAUUUCAUACGUUGCAUUGCAACCGAUCCGUGUCCUAUGGAUGAAAUCCCUACAGACAUAUCCAAUGGCUUUCCUCAUGUAGACGUGGGAAGCGACGCAUCAGGAGGUGGUCUGGGUGAGGAAAGUUUCUCUAAGGAAAAGCGCAUUGAUGACUUUAUUGAUCCGAACAGCACAGAGAGUUCUCUACUCGCCUACACGGGCAAAAUUUCCAUCGGCGCUCAGUGCGCACACGGCAGCUGGAACUCAGACAGCUUGAUAAACUUGGUGUGUGCAGAAGUACAAAGCGCUGCACCUUCCCUCACCUCUUACCCUACCGCGUCUCCAGGACCCACAGACCUCUCAGGGACUCCAGCUUGUUUCAAAGGACACGAGAAGGACAUGGAGCACAUGUAUACAUCACCUCCACCUUAUAGUGCGGAUGGCUACCAGGACCCCUCGACCUACCUACCCACCAGUACAUGCCCAUUAACGUACCCGUCAACUUCCUACACGUCCCCAAAACCCACCAUAGACGGUGCGCUUUUCUCCCUCAUCCCAGAUUACGGAAGUUUUUACCAGGGCACUAGCCAAAGGGAUGCUCCAGUCUUCCAGGAUCGAAAACCGUUCUCCUGCUCUCUGGACUCCGUCAGAGUUCCUCCGCCCCUCACUCCGCUGAACAUGAUAAGAAAUUUUACUCUUUCGUGUCCGGUGGACGGAUUGAGGCCACCCACGGACUCAAACCCUCAGAGUGUCCCGUUACGACCAAUAUUGCGACCGAGGAAGUACCCGAGCCGGCCGUGUAAGACCCCGGUCCAUGAAAGGCCGUACCCGUGUCCAGCAGAGGGCUGCGACCGCAGGUUCUCGCGCUCUGACGAGCUCACGCGCCACGUGCGCAUCCACACCGGCCACAAGCCAUUUCAGUGCCGCAUCUGCAUGCGCAGCUUCAGCCGCAGCGACCACUUAACCACGCAUAUCCGCACGCACACAGGUGAGAAGCCCUUCUCGUGUGACUUCUGUGGCCGAAAGUUCGCCAGGAGCGAUGAGCGAAGAAGGCACGCAAAAAUCCAUCAAAGACAGAGAGAGAAAAGGGCGAGCGCGCUUCCUGCACAGACAUCAGGCGCUCAGGGCGCCAUGUGAAAAGUAAAUGUCCUCCUGAACCCUGACCCUGUAACACGAAAAGGGAGCUGGACAGAGGACGUUGUUAACUGUUUUCAGGACGAGAUAUAUUGUUUAAAUGGAUACGUCUCAAACCGUGCACUAACUUACUUAACCAGGGCAUGCAGAGUUCUACAGGGGCAUGUGCUCAGAUUCAAAACAUGGCAUCCACACGUCUUGGAGUGCCAACUGUGCUGCACAAUUUGAUGUCUUUCCUAUUCUAACACAUUCGAUUCAACUAAACAGUAUGUACAGGGUACCUCAGGACCUUGGCUCAGAACCCACGGUAGGCUUUAGAUUCAUUAUCAUGUGCAGUGGAAAGGCUGACCUAGACCCCUAGACUGCAUUUGUAGAGGGCCUAAAAUGUAGAAUAUGAAAUAUAAACAAGCACAUGCUUAACUGAAUAUAUUUUUACAUUGUUAUUUUACUUGAUUGGGUAAUAGAUAAGAAAGUGACUUGCCCUGCAGCCUCUAUCUCAGUUUUGCUUUCCAAAAGACAAGCAUGUAAGACAAACAUGUAGCCCCCAAAGCCUAUUCCUUUUUUAUUCACUAUGAAUAUAAAGUGAUUAAAUUACCAUUCAAUCAAGUUCCUAACAGCUGCAUUACAACUUGCUUACCAGCUUAGAUGUUAAACCUCUAUUUAGUUCAUAUAUUAUAUUUUGUUCAAUACAGUAAAACAGCAAUGUUUUCUUGGCAGGUAUGAGUUUGCUAAUUGAUAAACAUCACCUAGGUUUAGGUUAAACCUAAAUGCAUUUGGACAUAAUCACAUUGUGACACAUUGUACAACUGAUUUAGUCAUAUUAACACAGUUAUUUUUUUUCUUAACCCAUUUUGCUUAUAUUAUUGUUGGAUAUUUUACAUACAACAUAUCUUUAACUGAUAUGGGGCUCUAAACGAAUGCCCCAAUCUCUGCAUGUGCCUGGUCAUAAAAACGGUAUGUAAAAACAGUUUGAUACAGCAAAGUACUAUGCGAUUUCUAACAUGGCCUGCGUGUACAAGUCAAAAGCAGCUUUAAUCUUGUGUAUGUUUAUGUAUUUUACAUGAUCAUGGGGAAAAAAACCCUGCUGUUCCAAGUAUGCUAUUUGAGUUAUGUAUAUUUUGUUUCGUUUAUGUCUUGGUCUACUGUUUAAAAGUUUGUAACUGUUCAUUUUCAUUGUAACAUUCACAGAUCACUUUUAAAGUAUAACUGAUGCUUUUUGUAACUAGUGAUGUAAUGCUCACUUCACUACCUUACUGUGACUUUUGAGCUAAUUUAAUUUGUGUAACUGGGUCCUAGCCAAGAACUUAAUUUGUUUCUAUUGCUCAUUCUGUACACAAAAGUGUGUUCAAAUCAUGCUAUCAGGUGUAAAUCUGUAAAUAAUUUAAUUCAGAUGAUGUAGAUAUGCUGUACAUGCUGUGCUGUAAAGUGGGAAGAUAUAAAGUGCCAGGCAUUAUAUAUUUAUACCACUAGAGGCUACCCUUUGAUAUCUUUGGUGAGAAAGGAAGGUAACGUGAGUAAACCUAAGCUCUCCUUUGCACCUGGACAUUUCAAACAUAUUGUAUCUGGGUUGGCUCCAGAUGAGAUAUUAACCAUGUGCAUUUACACUUGUUGACAAAUGUAUCUAUGGUCAGAAGAAAUUUGCCUUCAUAUGUGUUCAUAUGCAAAUCAGCCCUUUAAACACCAAUUGCAUCAUUGUUCCUCACUUUUAGUUAGUUCAUUUGAAGGAUGAAACAGGUUUUUUCAAAACUUUUUAUAUUUCACUAGUAUUAAUGGCACCAACAUUAGCAUUCAUGGAACAUAAAAUUAAUUGACAUGUAUG